This is a messenger RNA of Raphanus sativus (radish), 951 nucleotides long. RefSeq lists its product as uncharacterized. Lineage: Eukaryota; Viridiplantae; Streptophyta; Magnoliopsida; Brassicales; Brassicaceae. The transcript has 4 exons. The record is from RefSeq and is a predicted model, not a curated record. The coding region runs from base 94 to 672 and encodes 192 amino acids.
AUUUUUGUACUUUUCUCCUUCACCCAUAGCUAUGGCUAGCUGGAAGUAGCUGCGUGUGGGGUCAGAUAGACCAACGUUUCUUCUAGCUGUUUCAUGGGAUUUGCCAUCACCGUGGCAUUACCUAGCUGUGGAAGUAAGUUCUUGCCAAGGAGGAGUUUUGGAGACAAGGGUGCUUUCUAUCUUGCCGCUUGCUUCGAGUUUUGUUCUGUUUGUCGUUUCCUUCGUCCUACACGGCCUUUGUUGGGCAGACAUCAAAGGAGAAUGUCAUGGACAACAGUCAGGAGCUCGGUUGGUGGGAGCCGAACAGAUCCGCCAUCCGGUUCUUCAAGUAAUAAAAGCUCCACACGUCCAAGACUACUCAAAGCCAUACAAGAUCUCAGAGCAAAGCUUCUGGUGAAAAUUCAGGAGAUAAAGAAAGAUCUUCCCAAGAAACUGCUCUUUCUCUUGGUGGGAUUCUACUCUGCAACUGCAUUCUCUACGUUUAUAGGACAAACAGGAGACUGGGAUGUUUUAUCCGCUGCAUUGGCUGUAAUCAUAGUCGAAUGCAUCGGAGCUUUAAUGUACAGAGCAUCCGUUCCAUUAAUCAACAAGAUGCGGAGCAUAAUCACCAUGUUUAACUAUUGGAAGACCGGACUCGCCCUUGGACUUUUCCUAGACUCAUUCAAGUUUUAGCUCAAGACCUUGAAAGCGACAAACACAACCGAAACCUGGCUCAAGAAUGGACAGGGACCAGCAAAAUUUGACAAGCUGUGUCUCCUUGUAUGCCAUGAAAGUUGUGAAAGACUUAAACUCAGGUCACUGCAAGACGUGGAAAGAUCAAACCCUCUGAUCUACACAAAGCAAGUCACCAGCAAACAGUGCUAGAGAGUCUGUAUAGCCUUGUAUGUAUUUGGUUGCAUCGUUGCAGAUGGAUACGUUUAAUAUAAGCAUUGAUGCCCUGAGUUAUUUUCU